UAUUUUUUAUUUGUGAGAAACGUUUGCUUUGCUUUGCUUUUCUUAUUUUUAUUCUUAUUAUUUAUUUUGCCAAUUGCACUUUGCACUCAUUUCUACAGACUUUACACUUAUUUAUUGUGUCCUGUUGUUGCCGACGACCCGCAAUUCUUGUACAUUAUUAUUUAUAAUUAUCCUGCACACAAUUUAUUAUCCAUUCAAUUCGACCGCUUUUCCUUUAAAUUUAUUCGGACAAAAUUGGGCAGCAACUGACAUAAAUUUACAACCCCGCGCUGCCUCCCUCGAUCGGACGUCACUACUUUCAGCCAAAAAAAACAUUAAAACUUUGAAUCACUUGUCACAAUCAUGGGCGAAGAGGGCGAGCAGCAGCACAAAACAAUGAUAAAGCAGCUGACAGACCUGGACGACCAUGCUCUGGACGAGCAAGCAGGUCUGUUUAUGCAUCCCCGACGCAAGUCGCUCCGGUCCGAACCUACUCCGCGGCCGCUAUCCCAGCCGUUCUUUCAGCCGCUGCAUGUGUUUCCCGACGUGCUCAGCGUCAGUGCUAUGGUAGAAAGGCAAGAGCAGAAGGAGCAGAAAGAACAGAAGGAGCAGAAAGAACAGAAAGACCACAAGGAGCAGCAGCAGAGAGACAUCAGUGAGGCACACGUUGGAGUUUCAGAAAAUAAGUCCUCUGCCACAAUAUCCAGCUUGAAUUUUAACAAUGCGCAGGAUGCAGGACCGAACGCAUCUAUUGCACAGUACCCGCAGAGCCUUGCGUUGCAGACAUCAAAAGCCAGCGCGUCUUUUAAUACCAGUGCCAGUGGAGUGCCGUCGGCAACUAAUGUGGGGCCAGAGGCCUCUGGCGGUAACUCGCUGACAGCACCUCCUAUUAGCCCCGUUGCAAAGCCCCGGAUGGGUCUGCGUAGUGUGUCACUGACGCGCAUAGCUGGCGAGCGCCUUGAUUUUUCUGGGAAUUUAGCCAGUGCUGCCAACAAAUCCGGCGGCAGUGGCAAUGUGUCGGGGCGUGACGGUGCCCCCGGUGCAGACUAUGCGCGCAGCGGAAAGCCAGGGGUAGUUGGCAGCUUUACCACUCGGGCGACAGAUUCGCCAAUGCAUCCUUCACAGAUACUGCGCGUGGGCACGCCGAUCGAAACACCGACAGAAGAGGGUGAUCGCCAGCUCAGUGUUGAGACCAGCAAGGCCAGUAAGGCCGCCGGCAAGCGGGCCACAAACAAGCGCAGUGGCAACGACCGCAACACGUCUGCAAAAGCCGGGCGGCUAUUUGUGCGCCGCGCCAAUGCAUCGAGCCGCGGCAGUGAAGAGGAGAACUCUGACAACGACGAUGAGCAGUUCAUCUACCGCAACUCGCGCAGCAGCCUGCAUGUGAGCUCGAUCCCCGAGGAUGCCUACGAGGAUCGGGAGUUUGUUGGGCCCACUAAGCGCCGUACCAACCGCCACCGCCUGUCGACGUACCUCGGGAGCGUCGAGCGUCGCGACAGCUCAAGCAUGAACGGCGCAAUGUCUGCCGGCAGCUUUAACCAGGCGUACAGUUCGAGUGCCACGGCGCAGGGUGCUGGCAACACGGCGCAUUCGAGCAGCAUCAACAACAGCCUGGGCGGUUACACGGCGGGCGCGGUGCCCGGUGGUAGCAGGGUGUCAGGGAGGCGGCCCGGGCGGGCUAUGCGAGGCGGGGUGAAUAGCGCCAGCGUCAACGUGGGCGUGGGGUCCAACAGCGCAGGUACUGGCCAUCGUUUCAGCAUCCUGACGCAGUCAAACAACGACUAUGGUGGCGCGACUAGCGAGGAGAGCGACAUGGACGGCGAGCCCGCCGGCCUGCGGUCGACGUACAACAACCAGUACUCGCGUCGCAACAGCCGCCGGUUCCAACCAAACGUCUACUACGGAUCUUCUGAGGACAUGCCCGAGACGACCCCGCUGUUCCGGCGGCACUACAACCAGCAGCGGAAGCGUAAGAGCACAGUAGCGCAAGUGCUCCGGGUCAUUCUGCUGACAGCGCUACUGCUGGCGUCGCUGUUUGUCCUGAUGGUUUUGUUUAACUUUACGUCAGCGCCACUGGUUGACGUCGAGGCCAUCCGGGUGUCGAACAUUCUCGCCACCGAGAAGGAGCUUCUGUUUAUCCUGCACAUACAAUCGACCAACCCGAAUAUCCGCGAGGUGCUGGUGGAGCGCGCCGAGAUCAGCGUGUUUGCAGCCGCAGCCGUGAGCAAUGGCACGUCAUUCUCGUCAAAUACAUUGAUCAUUGGUCAUACAGCGACUACUGGAAACGAGACUGGACCGGCAAUUCUGCUGGGCAACGUGUAUGAGUUGAGCGACCCGAUGCGGUUUGCGCCCGGAACGUUGCAGAAGCCCGCGACCGAUCUCAAAACAACUCAAAUCAGCAUCCACCACCCGGGCGCGACACUCGGAAACGGCGACACCGAUGACGACAACUCGGACGCGUCCAAAUGGAAGCAGUUGUUAAAGGGCCCCUAUGACCUGACUAUCCGUGGCACGCUGCAGUACACGCUGUGGCAGCGGAACUAUGCGGCACGCAUAUGUAUUGCCAAACUGGCUAACUUACCGCCGGAAAAUUCGACUAGCGGCAUUAUCUCAUACUCCACGGCUGCCGGACUGGGCUGCAACGAGGGUGAUGACGACGAUGGAACCAUUAUAUUGCCACAGCCGCCUGCACCGCCAUUUUUCGUACUAGCUAUGCGACGGUUGUUCGGUCGCGUCUGACAUAAAUUAUUUAUUUUGUUUGGCGUCUGGGUGGCGUCAUUUGCGGAACCUAAUUAAAAAUAUGUUAUUAGUUGAUAUCCCGCUUUAUUAGUGAUAAUGUAUAAGGUUGUAGAUACA
This is a messenger RNA of Kickxella alabastrina, 2835 nucleotides long. RefSeq lists its product as uncharacterized. Gene Ontology annotation, cellular component: fungal-type vacuole membrane; PAS complex. Bases 343 to 2718 code for a protein of 791 amino acids. Lineage: Eukaryota; Fungi; Kickxellomycota; Kickxellomycetes; Kickxellales; Kickxellaceae. Gene Ontology annotation, biological process: vacuole inheritance; protein localization to vacuolar membrane; positive regulation of phosphatidylinositol biosynthetic process. The record is from RefSeq and is a predicted model, not a curated record. The transcript has a single exon.